Molecule: messenger RNA, 4603 nt
Organism: Micropterus salmoides (largemouth bass)
Lineage: Eukaryota; Metazoa; Chordata; Actinopteri; Centrarchiformes; Centrarchidae
Gene: skida1
Product: SKI/DACH domain containing 1
Source: RefSeq, a predicted model, not a curated record
CACCUGUCAGCGGCGUCCAAUGGGCGUCGUCUCCGAGGGCAUUAAUUGAUGAAGGUGUCUCCAGACCGGCGCACCUCCCCUCUCUGUCAUUUUAUUUGUGGCUCAACCAGCAGCCAGAAUAGCAGCUGCAUUUUAGCUCUUAUUCUGUUUCUCUCUGUCUCGGACUCUCUCUCUCUUUCUCCCUCCCCUCCACCCUCACAACUCCCUCUCCCUCCCUGUCUCUCUCUCUCUCUUCUCGCUAUUUUAUCCCUCUGGCUGAGGCAGUGGUGUACACCUACCCCUCGUCCUGCUGCCGUCCAGAGGGGAGUGGAGCCGGCAGAGGCAGGUAGCAGCAGCCCCGGCUUGGUGGACGCAUCCAUCGCAUUCCUCCACCAUGCCGGACCGGGGCAAGAGGCGACGAGUGGAUGCUGUCAGCUCAUUCAAUCUAUUAGACACCGGCAGCUCCAUUUAACUCCGCAUGUCAAAGUUUGCAUUUUCAUGACGCAGCAGCAGUGUGGAUGGAUUAAAGGUAUGAGCAGGAUGCCUUGAGCUCGGGACCCCACGCCAUUUACUGGUAGAUCCAUAAAAUACAGAGAGUGACUGCAUGGAUUAAUACAUUGGAGCGGAUACAUAAAACAUGGGAGACUUGGAGUAUGGCUUUGAGGAAAUGCAAGGAGUGAGACUGGGAUACCUGCUCAUCAAAGGCAAGCAAAUGUUUGCUUUGUCUCAGGUCUUCACCGACCUGCUGCAGAACAUCCCACGGACCACGGUGCACAAGCGCAUGGACCACUUGAAGGUGAAGAAGCACCACUGCGACCUGGAAGAGCUGCGGAAGCUCAAAGCAAUAAACUCUAUAGCUUUCCAUGCCGCUAAAUGCACUCUCAUAUCGCGGGAGGACGUGGAGGCUCUGUAUUUCUCCUGCAAGACGGAGCGGGUCUUGAAGUCCAACAAAAGGAAAGCGAAAGCGGUGUCUUCCCCCGGGGAUGAGGAUGCGUCCCCGGGGCUCCUCCGUGCGAACGCCGAGCUGUGGAAAGAAAAAGUUUGGUUUAGUUUGCACGGUGUCCCGGAGACUCUGACGCUUCACAACAAAACAGACAGGAGGAGAGAGCUGACUCCUUGCCUUACCGACUCCAAACUACCUCAAUUUUACCACAAAACCCAUGGACGGGAACACCUUUCGGUGACAAAGUCCAGUCACAAACACUUUAAAAACUAUGAAACAGCAAAAAUAACAGGGAACCGGGUCACUUUGAGCCAAAGGCACUCGUUUUUCAGGAGCGCGGUGAGCCGGCAGCCGGUAGUGCUUCAGUCCGCCAUAGCUGCUCAGUCCAGGCUCUCGCGCUCAGCCGGCGACCUACUUCACAAAAGGAAGAGGAGGCGCGAGGGGGGCGGCGGCAAGGACAGCGCGAGGCGCUCCUGGAGCAGGAGCAGACACACACACCAAGUACCACCGGUGCUGCUCGUACAACCCAAAUCAACCGGCGAUCACAGGACUUCUUUUGGUGCUUUCCACCUCGGUCCGGAUUUCUAUCUUGACCCCAGACCUCACCAUCAUCACCACCACCAGCAUCACCAUCAUCAUCAUCACCACCACCACGAGCCGACUUUCCCGGAGAGUUACAGCAGCGACACAGAGUCCAGCACCUACUCAGACCGGGCGUACCCGGACUCGGACUUCGGGUCCGGCUUCUCCACCACCAGCAACUCUGGGAGCUCAGAUGAGGAAGAGGAGGGCGAGGAGGAGGAAGAUGACACCCAGUCAGAGAGUUCAGAGGUCAGUUCGGACGAGGAGGAGAGCUCCUCUCAGUCGGACUCGAGCUCUGUUUCUAGCCGUGUUUCUGUCCAGAGCAUCCGGUUCAGACGGGCCCGGGUCGGUUCUACUGCCAAAAGUCUCAACACUAGUAAAGCACCUUUGGUCCUGCAGCCCACGUUUCACUACAACAACCAGCAGCAACAAGAGAAACAACACAGGACAGGGGGCCAUGUUGCCGCUACACAGACAGGCGACAGUAGACACGAGAACCGUCAGAAAUGUGAAUUUACAUGCAGUGAAACCAGAAAGGACUUGGGACCCUUACAGCCACCAAAAUUUAACUCUGUUGGGGAGGGUUUUUUCACGGAGUCCAAAAGGGAAAAGGCGUUUGAGGCUGAUCCAAACAGGGCUGACCCUGUCGACGAGCUGGUCCCUUACCGGAAUAAGGCCUUACCCUCACGCAAGACACCGGGGCAUCCCAUAAAGAGCCCCCCGGGACUGAGCGCACAGUGUGACCACGACAAGGACGCCAAGCUUCCCAAAUGCACAGACAAAAGGGAGGCGAAAGCCACCAGCCUAAAACUGCCCACUCCACUGAGAAAAAUAAAGACCGAGGCAGAGGAGCACUCUGUGACCGCCGACCCCCACUCGGACAACGGCAGGACAGCCAGGACGCCACCCUUCAACCUACACAAUGUGAAAGUUAAAGUGGAGGAAAGCUGUGAUGAAUAUGAAUACCAGAGCCAGGCCACUGUAGUCAAAUGUAAAGGAGAUAAGGCAGAGAGCAGCAAUGGCCAGUAUACCAGCGGAGCCAUAAAGCAGGGGGACUUUUUGAGCAGCGGGAUUAAAGCCACAGAGAAGAGCCAUGAUGUGUCCCGCUGCAAUCCUCAGGAAUGCUGGUGCUCCCAGGACACCCCGUGUGUCGAGGAGGGGGAGCCCGGCAACAAAAACUGCAGGGCUCCAGUGCUGGGGAACAAGAAAUCCCGAGUCUCCAGGACGCAAACAAAACAAAACGUGCCCAGGGUCAACAAGGCUGCCUCUUCGUCUUCCUCCUCUUCAGCGUCUCGUCUCGCGGGCUGCGAGGAGCUAUCCACGGAGGAUUUACCGAGCAGACGCAAACGCAGCAACGCGAGCACCGUAGCAUCGCCCGCAAAAAUGCCUUUCAGCCUGAUGGCAAAUUUCCCAUCCCCGCCGUCGCUGGUUGUUGGCAGCGACGGGGAUUUGUGCCCUGCUUACUCCCUGAACUCGCUGAGGGGCCCCGGGCCUCCCCCUCCGUCCCACCCCGUGUGGAGGUGGCAGACAGGCGGCCAGAUUCUCCCUCCCCCACACGCUCAGAGAACUAGGAAAUACUGAGCUGUUUUUUAAAGCAAAAGAAAAAAAACAGAAAAUGAAAACAAAAGCCCUUGCGGUGUCUAUCUCCAACCUAAUGGUAGCCGGAGUCUUAACUCCAGCUCACCAAAUUGCUCACAACUUUAUCGGUGUUUAUUUUUAUUUUUUUUACUUCCCCCCCUUUUCUGUGAGUGGGUUUACAUUCCGCUUUGUUUUGAAGUUUGAUCGAGGAAAACCCACAAGAUCCCCCUUUUUGGAGCCCCAGAAAACGCCCACAGGACUGUGAGACACCGCUCGUGGAUUUAUGCUUAAAAACAAAAAAAUUGUGUUUAAAAUAAGCUAUCAAUCCUAAGCAAUAUGUUUGGCUCUCAUUGUUGUGUUUACUUUACUUUUUUCCUGAUUAUUUCUUCUGCGCUUUCCUAUGCUCGACCUGUUGGAUUGUAUGGUGCCAGGGUUUCAGUGGUUUGUGCUUUGUCUGAAAGAGAAAAGGGUUUAAAAAAAAAAAGAAAAAAAUUCUCUUCAGCAUCUUUGAGAUCUAGCUUUCACUGAGAGCAGGUUUGACGUGGUAAAUCAAGAAAAAAAAAACAGGGUUUCCCCAUUCUGUGCCACUUGAUAUAUUUUAUACAUCAAAUCUGUCUUUUCUUUCAUGACUGUCAUGUGCCCAAGAGUUCAAUUUCAGAGAAUGAUUUAAAAUUGGUUUAUUAAUGUCUAUCUAUACAUGCUCACAGUUAAGCCUUUAUUAGAUUUGACGGAAAUAUAUUCCUGGUGGUUAUGGGGGUGUUGUUUUCCUUCACAGAGUCCUUGUGAUCUGGUUUUCAGUCUUGUUUUUUUAUUUCCUGGUUUGCAUAUGCGUGACUGUGCACAGACGCAGGCCCAGACACAACACAGGCCUUAUGUUCAGACAAUCAAAUAGAAUAAGGCUCAGACCUUCGUAGCACGCUCGGUCCCACGAUAGACUUCACUCAUGUCAUGUUCCACUUGGACACCGAUUUCUGUAUUUUGCGUUUAUAGCACGAAUAUCAGGUCAGCACAGCUCUAAAACGCAGAGAUAAUGGCAUGGCUAUGUCCAAGAUAGGUUAGGCUAUGGGUGGGAUCUGAUUCAGGUUGUCAAAGUGGGGGAAAACCGCACCAAAAAAUAAAUAACAACAGCGUGAAAAACCUUAUAGCUCUGGCUACUCAGAAACAAUGCGACAAAGCACAGGAGAUAGGCUUACAUGCAUUGCACUUUGAAACUGUUGGGGUUCCUGUUUUAGCUUUAGGGUUUUCUGACUGACCUGUGAAAAGAUGUCUGAGAGAUGCUAGAAGAAAAAAAACAGCUAAAGCUAACAGCUAAAGAUGAGACUGUUGAAUAUGGAUAUAGACACAAAGGCCAAACUCAUUUGACUGCUAUUUGAAUAUUUAGGAUUCACCCACAUGCCAGUUGCUAUAACCAUGCCAUGAUGAUUUUCUGAUUUCCUAUAAUUUAAUAAUAUGCUAAUUUACGUUAUGCCUUUGUUGUUCAUUUUUGAUUUUUUUAGUUGAAGUCAAUUGUCUCGAUUUAAG